AUGGACUCCCAGGCCUUUGACAUAGAGGAGUCGACUGGCUCGACUGUUCUGGACCAGUUGGAUUCCCACUCUCAGUCAAAUCGCGACUCCGUAUCCAGCUUCACGAGUACCCCCGGCCGGUCUCUCAGCAUCAGCAAGAAAAACAUCACUCCGAUACCCGCAAACCUCCUGCCUUCGGCACCCGCUUCUCCACCAACACCUGCGCCGAGUCCGACCCCACACCAGCGUCCACCGGACUGGCACUCGGCUGACGAUGAGGAGCAUACAUUUCUGCUGAAUCUGCGCAUCCACUUCAGUACCCUAUCCAAUACCCGGAAGCAAAAACUCCUCGAGGGUCUUUUAGACGUAUGCGACAGUCAACAGCUCAGCUUUGUUUCGAGUUAUGUCGGACCACGCCUGCGUAAGGAUCCGUUUUUAGUCUUUCCAAAUGAACUCUGUCUGAGGGUGCUUUCCUUUAUCGACGAUCCGAAGACACUCGCAAGAGCAUCGCAAGUCUCAAUACGAUGGCGGGAGUUAUUGAAUGACGAUAUCACAUGGAAAAAUCUUUGCGAGAAGCAUGCAUACUUAGUACGGCGGAUCCAGGAGGACGACAGCAUGGAGCCGGCCACUCCUCGAUCCGUGGACUCGAACCUCGAAACGCACUCUCUGAACGACUUACUACUACGAUCGGACUCGAAUGAACCGACUAUCGAGAGCGACCCCGAACUUCCCCGCACCUUGUCUGGCGACUGGUUGCCACCCACUAGCUUCCCUCGAAGACGUCGGACUCGACCGGUUUCUUACCGAUCGCAGUUUAAGAGGAAAUACAUGGUCGAGUCUGCUUGGAACAAAGGGGGUCGGUGCACACAGCGUCAUAUUACACCUGACCAAGGUGUCGUGACGAGUUUGCACCUGACUUCGAAAUACAUUGUCGUUGCGUUGGAUAACGCCAAGAUUCAUGUUUAUGACACCAACGGCGACAACCAAAAAACACUUCAGGGCCACGUGAUGGGGGUAUGGGCCAUGGUUCCGUGGGAUGACAUUUUGGUAAGCGGAGGAUGCGAUCGGGAUGUACGAGUCUGGAAUAUGGCAACUGGAGCGGGAAUUCAUCUACUUCGAGGUCACACAUCAACGGUCCGAUGUUUGAAAAUGUCUGAUCGGAACACCGCAAUUUCCGGAUCCAGAGAUACCACACUUCGUAUAUGGGAUCUGACAACGGGGACAUGCCGUAAUGUUCUGGUUGGGCACCAGGCUAGUGUAAGGUGUCUCGCGAUUCAUGGUGAUAUUGUAGUUUCCGGUAGUUAUGACACUACGGCACGGAUAUGGAGCAUUUCCCAAGGCCGCUGCCUGCGCACGCUGAGCGGGCACUUCAGUCAGAUCUACGCGAUCACUUUUGAUGGACGUCGGAUUGCAACCGGAAGUUUGGAUACCAGUGUUCGUAUCUGGGAUCCGCAAUCUGGCCAGUGUCAUGCCAUUCUCCAGGGCCACACCUCUCUGGUUGGCCAGCUGCAGAUGCGCGGUGAUACUCUUGUGACGGGUGGCUCCGAUGGCUCAGUACGUGUCUGGUCAUUAACUAAGAUGGCGCCAAUCCACCGACUGGCUGCCCAUGACAACAGUGUCACCAGUCUUCAAUUUGAUAAUUCUCGCAUCGUCAGUGGCGGCAGCGAUGGCCGUGUCAAGGUGUGGAGUUUACAGACUGGCCAGUUACUGCGAGAACUCUCUACACCAGCUGAAGCUGUCUGGAGAGUUGCCUUUGAAGAAGAAAAGGCCGUGAUCAUGGCUAGUCGCUCUGGCCGGACAGUAAUGGAGGUCUGGUCAUUUGCGCCACCUCCCGAAACAUAUGAUGACAGCGUGCUCAUCGAAAGCGCCUCCAGCACACCUGGACUCGGCUCUACAGACGACAAAGACUUGACAGUAGACUGCCGACGUCGAACCCUUUUCUCCGAUCCACCCCCAACCACCUUGGGCAGUGAUGCCGACCAAGCCAUGCCCGAUGCACCAUCCUGA
Penicillium longicatenatum is the source of this 1986-nucleotide messenger RNA. Its product is annotated as F-box/WD repeat-containing protein. NCBI's taxonomy places the organism in Eukaryota, Fungi, Ascomycota, Eurotiomycetes, Eurotiales, Aspergillaceae. The coding region runs from base 1 to 1986 and encodes 661 amino acids. The transcript is spliced from 4 exons. Gene Ontology annotation, molecular function: protein binding. The record is from RefSeq and is a predicted model, not a curated record.